This is a messenger RNA of Tripterygium wilfordii, 2055 nucleotides long. RefSeq names its product RAN GTPase-activating protein 2-like. The transcript has 2 exons. Gene Ontology annotation, molecular function: protein binding; GTPase activator activity. Bases 170 to 1786 code for a protein of 538 amino acids. The record is from RefSeq and is a predicted model, not a curated record. Lineage: Eukaryota; Viridiplantae; Streptophyta; Magnoliopsida; Celastrales; Celastraceae.
UCUGAUUGAAUUCCCGAAAGUGCCCCAAAAAACCUAAACAUUUUGCUCUACACUCAGUUGAGCGGCCUUUUUCCCUCCACUCUCACUCCUCCACCACUGUCCGAGAGGCUGGGACUAGUCGUGAUUCUCCAAACAAUUAGAAUCGGAUAGCGAGGAAGGUUCUGUUGGAAUGGACUCCGCAGAAUUGAAGUCACAACACCGACAGUUUUCAAUUAAACUGUGGCCUCCUAGUCAGAACACCCGGCAGAUGCUUGUGGUACGUAUUAGAGGCAACCUUACCUCUAGUUCUAUUUUCACUCAGAAGUAUGGUAGUCUUAAUGACAAUGAGGCCGAGGAUAAUGCAAUACAAAUUGAGGAUGUGGCUUUUGACACUGCAAAUAAACACUAUGAAAUGGAGCCUGAUGGUGAUGGAAGUUCUGCAGUGCAGCUUUAUGCCAAGGAAUGCAGCAAGCUCAUUUUGGAAGUUCUCAAAAGAGGCCCUAGAACCAAGGAAGACAGAGAGCCUGCAUCUGAGAAAGUUAAUGCAUUCCAAGAGACCUUUUUUGAUAUAUCAAAGGGUCCUAGGGCAUUUAUUGAGGCAGCGGAAGCUGAGGAGCUUCUGAGUCCAUUAAAGGAGCCAGAGAAUUCGUUCACUAAAAUAUGCUUUAGCAAUAGAAGCUUUGGAUUAGGAGCUGCUCGUGUUGCUGAGCCCAUUUUGCUUUCCAUCAAGGACCAGCUGAAGGAAGUUGACCUAUCUGAUUUUAUUGCUGGACGACCUGAGAUCGAAGCUCUAGAAGUUAUGAAUAUAUUCUCAGCUGCACUCGAAGGUAGCAUAUUGAAAUCUCUGAACCUAUCAAACAAUGCUUUGGGUGAGAAGGGUGUUAGAGCAUUUGGGGCACUCCUUAGAUCGCAGCACGCCCUGGAGGAGCUCUAUCUGAUGAAUGAUGGGAUAUCUGAGGAAGCUGCAAGAGCGGUUUGCGAUUUAAUUCCAUCAACAGCGAAGCUUAGGGUCCUCCACUUUCAUAAUAACAUGACAGGAGAUGAGGGGGCACUUGCCAUCUCGGAGGUCGUGAAACGCUCUCCUUUGUUAGAGGAUUUUCGGUGCUCCUCUUCAAGGAUUGGUUCAGAAGGAGGAGUUGCAUUAUCUAAAGCACUUGAGACUUGUACCCAACUGAAGAAGCUUGACCUUCGUGAUAACAUGUUUGGUGUAGAGGCUGGAGUUGCUCUGAGUAAAGCUUUCUCGAAGCUCACGGAUUUAAAAGAGGUGUACUUGAGCUACUUGAACUUAGAAGAUGAGGGUGCAAUUGCUAUAAUAAAUGCUCUAAAGGAGUCGGCUCCUUUGCUUGAAGUUAUGGAGAUGGCUGGAAAUGAAGUUACAGCUGAAGCUGCUCCUACUAUAGCUUCUGCUUUAGCAGUAAAGCAGCAUCUUACUAAGUUGGAUUUGGCAGAAAAUGAACUCAAGGAUGAAGGUGCUAUCCAGAUUGGUAAGGCCUUGGAUGAAGGCCAUCUGCAGUUACUGGAAGUUGAUAUGAGUGCCAACUCAAUUAGGAGGGCUGGAGCACGGCUCUUGGCUCAGGUUGCGGUUCAGAAGCCUGGGUUUAAGUUGCUGAACAUUGAUGGGAAUUUUAUAUCCGAUGAAGGCAUUGAUGAGGUAAAAGAGAUGUUCAAGAAAUGUACUAAUGCACUUGGAUCUUUGGAUGAGAAUGAUCCUGAAGGGGGAGAUGAAAAUGAUGAAUCUGGAAACGAUGAAGAUAAUGACGAUGAUCUGGAAUCAAAACUGAAGAAUCUUGAAGUUGGGCAAGAGUAGAUUUCUUCCAUGGCAUUUUCAUUUUUCAUUUUGCUGCUCUAGUAGCAUCUGGAAUUGUUGGAGACAUCCACAAUAUUUUCGUUAGACUAGUCCAUUGGACCUUUACUAUGUAUUAUUAGGGAAGCUUGUUACUUGAGGAGAAGCAUGGCUCCCCUUUAUUUUAUCACUACCAGCCUAGAAACACUAGAUUUAGCAUUUGAUCUAAUGCAAAAUCUUGUAGCAGAGUCAGCUCUAUGCAUUUGACAUUUAUGCCAUUUUUCCAGGCAACA